This is a messenger RNA of Saccostrea cuccullata (small rock oyster), 962 nucleotides long. RefSeq lists its product as uncharacterized. The transcript has 7 exons. The coding region runs from base 104 to 880 and encodes 258 amino acids. Lineage: Eukaryota; Metazoa; Mollusca; Bivalvia; Ostreida; Ostreidae. The record is from RefSeq and is a predicted model, not a curated record.
CUAUAUUUCAAACAAGGAAAUCAUUGUAUAUUCUUGACAUUUUUUUCUUAUAUGAUACGUUUAUACAAAAAGUUUUUCGUUUAAACACUGAUAAGAAAGAAGUAUGGCAACUAAAUUAGGAAGGAAACUCUUUGUGAUCCUUUUUGUCUUCUGUAAACAAUGUAUUUUCAAGCAGAUAACAGAUUACCAUUAUGAAUGUACCGGUUGUACAUCUUUGAAGGGCUCAUCUGUGUGCCAGAAUUGCACCAACGUAGAAAUAAGAGCUGAGAAUAUUUCUGAUAUUUUACCGUUUACUGGCGAAAAGAAAGGUGAUUCCUUAAGUGUAAUCAUUGUCUCCUCUGUCAUUGGUGGCAUUUUGUGUGGAUCACUCAUCACAACUUUUGGUUUCUUAUGUAUUCGAAUGAGGGAAAAGAGAGGACAAAAAAGAAAAAAUCGAGUUUUACACCAUCUGCAAAACCCAUCAUACGAACAUGAAGAUCGGACGCAGAAUGAUCUAGACCAAGAAAAGAAAAACCUGGCAUUAUACAGCGAAAUAAAUGAUGACAUGCUAAAUCUCCAAACGGGUUCCAAUGCAAUUGGAAAUAAAGAACAACAGAACAUCUCUGAACAUCUCCCAACAGCAGAUGAAACUCAUGCGUAUAACCACUUGUAUGAAACAGAUGAAUUAAGAAGAGGUCAUCUUCAAACCGAUGUUGCCAAGGCGAAUCCGUCUUUAUCAGGAUUGACUGAUGAAGAAGAUGUGAUGCCAUUUAAAGCAACAGACAUAAGAAAUUCCUUAGAAAAAGUUGACACGCUUGAGAAAGGAUAUGACGCUGAAAAACAAAAUAAAAGUACCGGCCAAUAUUACGUGCUUGAAAAAGCAACGCAGUUUUCGACAUAAACUUGUCAACUUUGCAAUGAUGGUUAGACUACCUAAGCUUUAAGUUGUUAACCGUCAUAAUCAUACAAUCAGUCACUUUGCU